Molecule: messenger RNA, 2203 nt
Organism: Aphidius gifuensis
Lineage: Eukaryota; Metazoa; Arthropoda; Insecta; Hymenoptera; Braconidae
Exons: 5
Coding region: 374-1471 (365 amino acids)
Source: RefSeq, a predicted model, not a curated record
GGGAGAGACCUGGGAGAGACAGAGACCCCAAAGUGGCGCCUCGAACGUUUAAAAAUUUGAGUAAUUUACUCGUUUUUUUUUAUUUAAAAAAACAUCAGGAUAUAGCUAAUUAAAUACAGUUAAUUAUUUAUAAUAAAUAAUAUUUAUUAACAAUUAUUUAUACUAAAAUCCAAAGGAAAAAUUAAAUUAGUAAAUGUGAAGACUGAAGAGACUUUUUGGAUCACGUGAUAACCAGGAUUGUAUCAACAACAAAUUUUAUUUUAUCAAAUGUAAAAAUUAUCAUCACAAUUCACACGUGUGUGUCUACCCUUUAACAAAUGGAUGGUAAAUUAAAAUAACAACAAUUGAUUGAUAACAGAGAACAACAAUAACAAUGGAGCAUGAUAUUAAUUCAAGUAAUGCCAAGAAUGACAACAGUAUUUUUGAAUAUUCUGUUGAUUAUUCAGGAGCAUCAUCAAUUCAAGAUAUACUCAAUUUAAGCGUUGACAUGAGACACAGACGUCGAGGAUUUAUUGUGUCACCUGAUGUCAUUGAUGAAUUCAACAAAACAAAUAAUAGUUUUUUAAAUGUUUCUAUGUUAAAUCCCAGUCAUAAAAGAGAUGAUGAUGAUGAUGGUUAUUGUAACAUUAAAAAUUCCAAUUCGAUGCCAGCUAAAUUAACAAAUUCACCAGCUAGAUCUAUUAAAAAAACAACUGGAGUUGAUGAUUUAUCAAAUGAAGAUAAAGUUAAAAAGAAAUUGGAAAAUUUAAAUAAUACUCCAUCAAUAGAUAUUGAUGAUAGAGCUAAUGCUUGUAUUGAAGAAUAUAAAAAACGCCGAGAAUAUCGUGAAAAACGUCGUUUAAUAAAUAAAUCAUCAACAACACCAAAUCGAUACAAUUGUAAUGUAAAAGAAAAUAAAGUAAUUUCUGGUAGUAAAUCAAUGAAAAAUCAUGAAUCAACAUUAUCAAAACGUAAAGAGAUAAUUGACAUUUCAAAAGCUGAAGAAAAAACAAGUAAAAAAAAACAAAUUAAGCUAAAAUCAUUAGUCAAUUUAAAUGAGUCAUCAAUUGCAAGUGAUGAAUUGUCGUGUUAUGAUUUUGAUCCAACAAGUGUGAUUGAUGGUUCAUCGACAUGUCUACUUGAAAAAUCAUACAGAGAUAUUUGUGCUAAAAGACAUGAAGAACGACAAAAGAGAAAUAAAAUGAUGAUUGAUUCACAAGAAAUUAGAAAAAGAAAAAGAUACUCAGAGUCAUCAGAAAGCAGUGAUUCAUCACAUUCUCAAUUUAAAAAAACACGUAAAAGUUAUGUUGUGGAAGACAGCAAGGUUGAUUCAUCAUUACGUUUGAUGAAUCGAAGAAGAAAUUUUAAAUUGAGAUCAAGAGCAAUUGUUGUUGAUUCUUCUAGUGAUUCUGAUGAUAAAUCAUCAUGUAAAAAACAAUUUGCAUUGGAAUCAACAAAAAGUAGUAAAAAAAAAGUUAAAAAAAGAUGGUAAAACAAUUUAAUUGUACUAUCAAGUAUUAUUAAUUAAUUUUUUUCAUAUUUGCAUCAAUCUGUUUAAUUUUUUUUUGUAUGAAAACUAUUUUUUUGUUUAUCAAUUAAUAUACAUUAUGAAUUUACUUAAUAUUUAUUUAAAAAUUAUAGUGUUUUAAUUAUUUUGUAUAAAUGUUUUUUAUUUAUUAAGAAUUAAAUUGCCAACGAAAUUAUUGCUAAAUUAAACUAAAGAAAUAAUUGUUUUAUAAAAAUAUUUUUAAAGACAUUAAUAAAAAAAAAAACACUGCUGGUCAUGGAAAAAAAUCUCACUAGAUACAAAUCUUGUUAUUUAUAAUUUUAAAUAAUGAAUUUAGAAAAAAUAUGUAAUUCAAUAUUUGCAAUAGAUAAUUAAAACCCUGGUCGAAAAAAUAUCUCUCCUGGAAAAAAGUUGAAGAAAUGGUGGAGAAAUAUUUCUAUGAUUUCUCCAAUCAUGGAUCGUUUUCAGAAAAAGUGGAGAAACAACGGAGAAAUAAUGGAGAAAUAUUUCCACCACGUUGAGAAUUGACUCUCAAGGAUGUUGCUCAACAUCCUCCUGGUAUAGAUUUCAAAAGAAAGAAAGAGACACAAGUAACAAUGCAUUGGCAGGACAAUUGGACUCAAAGAGAGAAGUAAAAUAUGAUUUACUUGCCAGUCAAGAUCAUUUAAAAAAUAAAAUUGUUUAUAGUAAUUUAAGUGGCCAUCAAAAAUAACAUAU